This is a messenger RNA of Symbiodinium sp. CCMP2456, 378 nucleotides long. NCBI's taxonomy places the organism in Eukaryota, Dinophyceae, Suessiales, Symbiodiniaceae. The record is from the annotation of a GenBank genome assembly.
AUGCAGCGCCAUCGCCACGAGCAGGAUGAGUCGGGAAGUGUCGCCAUUAGCGAGCCCGACUCCACUGGGAUGCUGACGAAGGAGGAGCACUACCCCACGGGGAACGUGACUCUGCAGUACUCCAAGACCUUCCGCCACCAAGACAACAUCAGACUCGUGUCGACAGUCAUCUACGCCUGUUGGGCGGGUGUCAUGAAAGAUGAACUCGUCGAGUGCAUCCGGAAGCAAUAUCAGGAGAAACUCGGUGCUGAGUUCCACAUGAUCAUCUCUGAAGGUGAUGUCGGUCAGGUCGUUGGCCACUCGAAAGGCUUUGCCCUUGGUUUGGCCAUUGGAUACUAUAAGAAUCACUCCUUCCUCAUGUGGGAAGACUCGGCCUGA